AUGCGGACGACUAUCGACCUUAUCACAUAUAAAUACCCGUCUCAACCCACUCGCACAAACCAAGCAAUAUCUGGCAACGACAACCCCGGAAACUUUGCGAACCGUCCCAAGGACGAAGUCAAGGCCGCAGCACAGAAAGGUGGAGAGCACCCCCAUAGCGGCGGUUUCGCAUCUAUGGAUGCUGACAAGCAACACGACAUCGCCUCUAUGGGCGGCAAGGCCUCAUCUGGCAGUUUCGAGCCCGGCAGUGAGAAGGCUAAGGAGGCCGGCAGGAAGGGUGGACAAUCGUCUUAG
Alternaria ethzedia is the source of this 294-nucleotide messenger RNA. RefSeq lists its product as uncharacterized. Lineage: Eukaryota; Fungi; Ascomycota; Dothideomycetes; Pleosporales; Pleosporaceae. The coding region runs from base 1 to 294 and encodes 97 amino acids. The transcript has 3 exons. The record is from RefSeq and is a predicted model, not a curated record.